Trypanosoma theileri is the source of this 570-nucleotide messenger RNA. Its product is annotated as COP9 signalosome complex subunit 7, variant. Bases 1 to 570 code for a protein of 189 amino acids. The record is from RefSeq and is a predicted model, not a curated record. The transcript has a single exon. Gene Ontology annotation, cellular component: COP9 signalosome. NCBI's taxonomy places the organism in Eukaryota, Euglenozoa, Kinetoplastea, Trypanosomatida, Trypanosomatidae.
AUGAGCACUGUGCAGGAGUAUGCCCAUCUCAUUACCGCAUCGUCCAACAACAGUGACGUUGCAAAAUUAGCGGAAGAUGCGCUCAAAGCGCCACACAUUUUCUUCUUCGCGUCACUACUGCGGCUACCUGCGCUGCAGGCACUACGCAGUGAUGCGGCCCACGCAUGGAUUGUGCAGGUGAUGUCGGUACUUUGCCACGGCGGAGUGCGGGAACUGCGCCAACUCCCCAGCGAGGUGUUGCAGCACGUGACACCGCAGCUGCACCGCAAGGCAUGCAAGUUGUCUGUUCUCGCGCUCUGUGCGAAUGGCGGGCCGCUGCGGUUGUGUGAUGUGCGGGAUAUCACCGCAGUGGCAACACCAGGCGAUGCGGAGGCGCUGCUUGUCGACAUGAUGUCGGACGGAUUGCUGCGCGGCCGUAUUGAUCAGCGGGGCGGUGUGCUCGUGCUGCAGGAGUUCGCAGCGCGGGACGUACCUCGCGAGGAUGUUGCGAUGAUGCGGGAAAGGCUGGAGAAGUGGUGCAACAACUGCGAUGCACAAAUUGCUUUGCUGAAGGAAUUGAUGAAGGAAUAA